GAUGACCCGGAUCUGCAGCUUUAGUUUCCGCUCGUCAGCUCCGUGUGUGACCCCCGGCAGGAGCAGGAGCAGGAGCAGGAGCAGGUCUCUGCCUCUGUCUGGACAAUCUUUGCUCUCCUUUCUAAAGCGCUUCAGGGUGUCCCCCCUCUCCAUGUGCGAUCCCUGAUGGGCGGCUGGUCUCGCGGUGCCGUGCUGGAGCUGUACCGGUCGCUGCUCCGCGCAGGGCGUCACCUUCAGUACACCGACCGUAACUACUACCGCCGCGCCGUGGCUCGCGAGUUUCGCCGCUGCCAAACUCUGAGCAUACCCGAAGACAAGGAGGACGCGCUGAAGAGGGGACAGUUCUUCCUCAGCAGCCGCCUGGGUGGGCUUAUGUAGGGGGGUUCAGGUCGGUUAAAGGUCACCUGGAGCCGUAUCUCCCAGAGGCAGGAUGGCGGGGGUUAACGGAGACCGCAAAGGAAAGAAAGAUGACAAUGGCAUCGGCACAGCCAUCGACUUCAUGCUUUCCAACGCCAAGCUGGUGUUGGGCGUGGGAGGAGCGGCCAUGCUCGGCAUCGCAACACUCGCUGUGAAAAGAAUGUAUGACCGUGCCAUAAGCGCUCCCACCAGCCCCACCAAGAUGGAGCAGACGGGAAAGAGAAGCUGGGAGGAGCCCGCCUGGAUGGGCUCAUCGCCGCGGGUACUGAACCACGACAUGAAGUCCACAGUUAGCAGGUCGCUGCAGUCUCUGCCUACUUCCUCACAUGCUUUCGAGCCAGACUGUCUGCGCAGAGCCGUGGGUCGAUCUGCCGUGGGAGGCAGCGGCGCCACUCAGUCGGACCUGGUUCGCGCUCGGAUGCGUCUUUCCCUGCAGGAGCAUCUGUGGGAGUUCUACCAAUGCAACGUGAACAUCCCCGCCGAGGAGCAGGCUGUUGCCAGGAGGGCGGCGCUGGACAUCUGCGCCGAGCUCCGAGUCUUCCUUCAUGCCAAACUGCCCGACAUGCCGCUCAGAGAGAUGUACCUGAGCGGCAGUCUGUACGAUGACCUGCAGGUGGUGACAGCGGACCACGCCCAGCUCAUGGUGCCUCUUAUCCUCGAGAAGAACCUGUGGUCGUCCAUCCCCGGCGAGGACACCAUCAUGAACGUCCCGGGUUUCUGGCUUGUCCGCCGCGAGAAUUUGGAGUAUUUUCCCAGGAACAGCAGCUACUGGGACCGCUGCAUGGUCGGAGGUUACCUCUCGCCUAAAUCAGUCCUCGAGGUCUUUGACAAGCUCGUGGCCGGCUCCAUCAACUGGCCGGCUAUAGGGAGCGUCCUCGACUACAUCAUCCGUCCUGUGGUUCCCUCGGAAACGCUGACCCUGGAGGUGCAGUACGAGACGGACCGGAAGCUGUACGUGGACUUCCUGCCGUUGCUCGUGAUGGAGGACGGGACCUCGCUGAUCGCCAAACCUCACUGCCUCGCCGCAGAGCGCCACGAAAACCUGUGGCGGCAGAGCUUCCGCGUGGCCGAGACGGCGCGACUCAGGGCGCUGGACCAGGAGGACGGAGGCUGCCGGUGCGCCUGUCUGAAGCUGGCGAAGGCCGUGUGCAAGCUGAACCCGGCGCUUCACCGGCUCAACGCCAGCCAGCUCACUAACGCCAUCUUGUUGCUAUGCGAAAAAGAAGGCGACUGGACACAGGAGGCGCUGGCCGACCGCUUCCUUCAGCUGCUACGAGCGCUGGUGGGACACCUAGAGGCCGGGAGGCUGCCGUGCGCCCUCAGCCCUAAAGUGAACUUAUUCUGCGAGCUGACUCCACACGAAGUGGACGAGCUGGGGUACACGCUCUACUGCGCCCUCUCGGAUCCAGAAGGGCUGCUGAGAACUGCUCAUCCCUGACGACACAGCAGUUUUGUUGGGACGACCUCGAGCCGUGACGGAGGCACCCAGGUGGGGGUGGAGGGAGAAAAACAAAACACAAAAAUAACUGCAUGGAAGCAUCCUCUCUCUUCAGAACAACGCGACACACACAUGACGCCAUCUGUCUGAGAAGUGUGAUCAUGCAAAUAAUAUUUUAAGCGACGGCUCUGGAGUGUGUGUGCGCACGCGCGUGUGUGUGUGUGUGGCUCUCACUUAAGCCAUUGUAUUAAUGAAGUUAAAGGGCCAAACAUCAUCAGGACGGAGGUGAAGCACAUGAAAUGUGAGACGCAGCCUGAACCUCUGCGUUAUAUUCAAGCUCUUUUUAAACCGGUUGGAUGCAGGUUCAAUGUCGUGCCACUGUGUCAGGAGGAUUAGGAUGUGAUGUUGAUUGUGUGUAUGCCAACCCAAAAAGCUAAUAAAUCGUUGAUCAGCCCGACGGACUCGACGUUCUUGAGUUUAAAGAGACGAACUUCUUUUGUUUUGUCCUCACGUGUAUGUGAUCUGAACUUCAUUAAUACAGUGGCUGCGUUUAGAAAGAUGUACGUAUGUUUCCUGGGAUCUGUGAAAACGUUGCAUGUGUUACCGAACUAAUCUAGAAAUCAAACCACUCGAGUCGUGUGUUCGUGUCCGUUUCUAGCCUGAUUAUAAAGUAAUGCCAUUUCUGGAAACAAUACAACACCGAGGUUUUAUCAUCUCACUCAUUAACGGCGUGACUGGAAACUGUUUCCAUGUGACUGUCUGACUGAGACAGAGCUGCUCUUUGUGUCCUGAAAUGAAGGCUGUUUUUCUUCCUCAGUCUCACUUCUGUUUCUUUGGUGCACAGGUCAAAUAUGCUUUAACUCAUUUUCAUGUUUUUACACUUCAUCACGGGUGGUUUCUUCAUUUCUUUUGGGUGCUUUUUUGUACCUUUUUAUUUUUAUUUUGAUCAAGACAGCUGAAAAAGUGACAGGAAGGUAGGGAGGAAGACCUAAGCUUUGUGUGUCCUGGUUUCUGCUUUAAUUUAAACUCCACCUCAGAUCGUCUUUCCUUUUAGAUCACCACCUUCCAUACUAAGUUGCAUACACUUGAUCUGAGUCUGGAUCCUUGUAGUAAGGGGAGUUAAAGUCUUCCAGCUACUGUCCGUGCUGCUGUAAACAUGAUACUAACCUGCAGGAGUGCUUUGUCAUUUGGUGAUUUUUAGUCUCAGUAUUGACUUCAGUUGUUGCCUCUUUAGUUCUGUAUCCGUGUCUAUUUUGAUUUAGACGUACAGAUCAGAUCUUGUAGCCAAACGUGUAUUAGCGCGGCAUAUGUACAUGUAGUCAUCACUACUAGCAGGCCGCUUACGCCUACAUGUAUAUUAAUAGAUUACAGGUGCUAAUCUCUCUUAGAUCGUGAUCUGAUGGAGAAGGAUCAGCGUCGAGUGUCUGAUCUUGGAUCAGCCAGACUGUCGCUCCAAAUGACGAAAGCGUGGUUGCUUCUUGCUCUCGUUUUUUUAGCCUUAGAAAGGGGAACAAACGGCAGUGACGUGGAGCAGGCGUCCCCUCCAACCCACUGUUUGUACAGUGUACAAUAUGUUUAUAGUUCUGUUGUGCAUUUAGUUAAUAAUCAUCCGGAUAAUAACGGAGAAACAAGUGAAUAUUUUUGUAUUUAUUGUACAUUUGUAAUCAAAAAAACAAACAAGAGUCGAGUAUUUAUUUGAUUCAGUUCCACGUUGUGAAGCCACUGAUCGUGCUUUGUUCUGGAUGUGCUCGUAUGAAAUCAUUGAGUCUUCCUUUGCAGACCUAAUUUAUGCUACUGUGCUGAAGGAAUAGUGUCACUGUGCCACAUUUGUAUGUUA
This is a messenger RNA of Larimichthys crocea (large yellow croaker), 3692 nucleotides long. RefSeq names its product mitochondrial elongation factor 1 (gene mief1). The transcript has 6 exons. Bases 431 to 1855 code for a protein of 474 amino acids. Lineage: Eukaryota; Metazoa; Chordata; Actinopteri; Sciaenidae. The record is from RefSeq and is a predicted model, not a curated record. Gene Ontology annotation, cellular component: mitochondrial outer membrane. Gene Ontology annotation, biological process: mitochondrion organization; positive regulation of mitochondrial fission.